Messenger RNA from Bathycoccus prasinos, 858 nucleotides. RefSeq lists its product with no specific name. The coding region runs from base 1 to 858 and encodes 285 amino acids. Gene Ontology annotation, molecular function: protein binding. The transcript has a single exon. The record is from RefSeq and is a predicted model, not a curated record. Lineage: Eukaryota; Viridiplantae; Chlorophyta; Mamiellophyceae; Mamiellales; Bathycoccaceae.
AUGCCGAAGACGAGAGCGCAAAAAAGGCGGAUUGGGGAGCGAGACGUGUGGAGUUUGAUCGUGAAUAACGACGAUGUGAGUUUCAAACACAUUCUUCCGAGAUUGAAUGCGACGGAUGUGAAAUUCUUGUACGGAGUGAAUAGUGAAACGAGAAAGUUGAUUAAGAGAUCCUCUCGCGCAAGUGAUUUGAAAAAGGGGUUUAAAGUUGAACAGAUGUCGUCGAUUUCGACUUUGGAGUUUUCGUGGGAGAAUAAACCGUUGUGGCCGAGUAACUGGAGCGAAACAAAUUUCUGCUAUCAGGUUGCUCAAACGAAUAAACUCGAGUUCCUCGAGUGGGCGCGAGAGGAGAAAAAGUGUAAGUGGGAUGAUUUGACGAUUAAAACGGCCGCACGUCAAGGUAAUCUGGAAAUGGUAAAGUAUUGCGUUGCAAAUGAGUGUCCUAUCGAUGCGUGGGCGUGUGCAAAUGCUGCCGGACACGGUCAUCUCGAGUGCCUCAAAUACUUACACGAAGAAGUCAAAGCGACUUGGGAUGCGGGUACUGGCAUUUGGGCGGCUGAAAAUGGUCAUCUCCACAUACUCGAAUACCUUGUUGAGCGAAAGUAUGAUGAAUAUGGCGUAGUUUUUGGAGAAGCGUGUAAGUAUGCAGCCGAGAACGGCCACUUAGACUGUUUGAAGUACUUGCACGAAACCACCAAAGCGCCUUGGGACGAGGACGCCGUUCGAGAAGCGCACGAAAACGACCGAAUCGAGUGUUUACAAUACCUUCUCGACAACGACUGUCCUCUCCCACCCGGUUGGCGAUACGAAGAUGGAGAGUUGCACGUGGUAGAAUCAGAAUCAGAAUCAGAAUCAGAAUAA